UGCUUCUUCCCACCCGUCAUCAUCACCGCCACUCGUCCAGGAGAAAGAGCCUCACGGUCAGACGAUGUUUUAGUAACGUUAGCUUAGCUGGGUGUAAGUUAGUUAGCGACGUUGAAGCACUUCUGUCCGGCAGACACCGCUGCGUCCUUCUCCUCUUUGUUAAACAGAAUUUUGUGCUGCCAGCUCCGGGUCCUCCUCCUUGGGGAGAAAAAGCGCCUACUGGGCUUCAGUGCGGGAAAAAAAAGAAGAGUGCUGGAGAAGAAGACCGAGCUAAGUCGGGCGUGGUAGCAAGGAAAAAUAAAACUAAUUUUUGUUAGCAAAACUUCCAAUAGUAGCACCCAUAAUGUCACUGUCGGUGCCGCAGAACGGAGUAAAGACGGAUAACGAGCCCGUUAUCGAGCUGUUUGUCAAGGCGGGAAGUGAUGGAGAGAGCAUUGGGAACUGCCCCUUUUCUCAGAGGCUCUUCAUGAUCCUGUGGCUCAAAGGAGUCGUCUUCAAUGUCACCACAGUGGACCUUAAGAGGAAGCCUGCAGACCUCCAGAACCUGGCCCCAGGUACACACCCGCCCUUCAUCACCUUCAACGGCGAAGUCAAAACUGAUGUCAACAAGAUCGAGGAGUUCCUUGAAGAUGUCCUCUGCCCACCCAAGUACAUCAAGCUCGGUGCAAGACACCCAGAGUCAAACACAGCUGGUAUGGACAUCUUCGCCAAGUUUUCAGCAUACAUUAAGAACUCCAAACCAGAUGCAAAUGAGGGUCUGGAGCGCGGACUUCUGAAGACCCUGCAGAAACUUGAUGAGUACCUCCACUCACCACUGCCCGAUGAGAUCGACCACAACAGCAUCGAGGACGUCAAGGUUUCCAAACGCAACUUCUUAGAUGGCGAUGAAAUGACCCUGGCUGACUGCAACCUGCUGCCCAAGCUGCAUAUAGUCAAGGUGGUGGCCAAGAAGUACAGAGGUUUUGACAUCCCCAAAGAGAUGACGGCCAUCUGGAAGUACCUGAACAAUGCUUACACGCGCGAAGAGUUCACCAACACCUGCCCCAGUGACAAGGAGAUCGAGAUUGCCUACGCAGACGUCGCCAAGAGGCUGGUCAAAUAAGCUCUCCUGUCCUGACAUCCCUCUCCCCAUAACCUCCCCCUCUACACACCCCUUACUCCUCCCCGUCCCAGGCACCAGGACUGAUGUGCUCAUUCACGAGAAAGAAAAAACUCUGGACUUCUUUUUCUUCUCUCCUCAUCUAGGGCAAAUCCCAAUGCAUGAACCCUUCUCGAUCAUUCCCCCCCUCUCCCCCUCCUCCCAUUCUCUGAUUUUUAGGAGACCUCUUUAGUUGAUUCAGCAAAAAGGUCACCAUUGUUCCAUUUUUCAUCACAAAUUGCUUUUUUUUUUUGUUUUUUUUCCAAUGAAUAUUGUGAGGCGUCGGAGAAGCAGCCAGACGUGUAUCAGUGCUUAUCAGUGCUGGGAGCCUCGUCAAGCACUCCCUGAUAAGUGACCUUCAAGCUGACCUUCUUGCUGCAUGCACAGGGAAGGUCACAAGCUUUUGUUAAUCCUCUGUUUAAUAUUGAAAUAGCUCUUCGCAGAAAUGCUAUAAAACGAACACUGAGAAGCAUUUUUCCUGUCUUUUGGCUUACUAAGAGGCAUUGUAAACAGUGUUGAAGCUUCAGUGGCUCAAGUAUUUGACAAGUUGAAGUAGAAGCCGACGCUAUUCCAAACCCGAGUGGUCGACAUAUGAAGUGAGAGAUGCUUUCUUUUAACUUUGAGCUGUUUUAAAAUAACUCAAGAUAAUUGUAAGUGCAGGUAAAGCUACCUGGUAUCCGUGCUCUAGUUUCCUCAUUGCCUCAAUUAGGCAAACGCCUCGUAGCUCGGCUCAGUAGAAGUGUAGAGAAUUUCCUGUACCAGCUGCACAACUCAGGAAAAAUACAACCUGAGGUGUAAGAAAUAUUUAACCAUAUGUAGCUUACAGAAGAAGUGUAGACCGGCCUUCUGUUUAUCACCACAUUGCCAUAUAAAGUGUUCAUUUAGACACUGAGCAGCACACACAGGCUCGCAGACUCUUUUCUUUUCUGAAGCAUGAAGGAAAGUCUUCACUUUGGUCGUGCUGACUGUAGCAGUAGUUUGCGUUACACGUGGCGGACCAAAAAGAGGCAUAUUAUUCUGAUCUCACUGUGGAUAGGAUGACUCCAACUUUGUAAACUAGUGAAGUCAAAGAGAAAAAAAAAAACAAACCACAAACUCUCACUGUUUCCUUUACCGUAGCUCACUGGAAUGAA
Scatophagus argus is the source of this 2271-nucleotide messenger RNA. RefSeq names its product chloride intracellular channel 4 (gene clic4). The record is from RefSeq and is a predicted model, not a curated record. The coding region runs from base 344 to 1102 and encodes 252 amino acids. The transcript has 6 exons. Lineage: Eukaryota; Metazoa; Chordata; Actinopteri; Scatophagidae.